AUGGAAAAAAACGGAUCAGCUUGGACUGAUCUCCUGGAGAUCCGAGGUUUUGACAUAUCUCCGGAGUUAACGUAUCCUCUCUUUUUCUUACUGCUCUUUGUUUACUUCACCCUCCUUUUUUCUAACAUUGGAGUUCUCCUGCUUAUCAUCACUCAGAAGACUUUGCACCAGCCAAUGUAUUUUCUCUUUUGUAACCUGUCUGUCAAUGAUCUCGUAGGUAACACAGUCCUACUGCCUCAGCUGAUGGCUCACAUCCUGUCGACAGAACGGUUCAUCACCUACAAACAGUGUGUGGUUCAGGCCUUUCACAGCCACACGUUCGGAUCAGCUUCACAUAUGAUUCUCAUCAUUAUGGCAAUUGAUAGAUAUGUGGCAAUAUGCCACCCCUUAAGGUACAGCUCGAUCAUGACGGCCAGAACUGUGGUUGGGCUGUCAGCAGCUGCCUGGGGGGUGUCAUUAAUGCUGGUGUCUGUUUUAAUAGGUCUUACUGUGAGGUUGUCCCGCUGUAGCUCCAUCAUACAAAAUGCUUAUUGUGACAAUGCGACACUGUUCAAGCUUUCCUGUGAGGACGUUUCCGUCAACAACAUCUAUGGGCUCUUUUUCACCGUGCUGCUGUUCACUAGUUCAAUUGGAAGCAUAGCUCUCACAUAUUUCAGAAUAGCUCUCAUCUGUUGGAUUAAGAAAAACAAAGACUUGAAUAACAGAGCACUGCAAACCUGUGCGAGCCACCUUGCUCUUUAUCUGAUCAUGCUCUGGUUGGGGUUUUUAACGAUCAUAUUGCAUCGUUUCCCAAAUUACCCAGACUUAAGGAAGAUUGCGUAUGUUUUAUUUCAUGUUGUCCCCGCUAAUUUAAAUCCAAUAAUUUAUGGAAUGCAAACAAGAUCAUUGCGGCAUAAAAUUACUGAGAUACUGCAACGAAAAGUGACUCCAACCUAA
Archocentrus centrarchus (flier cichlid) is the source of this 936-nucleotide messenger RNA. Its product is annotated as olfactory receptor 52N5-like. Lineage: Eukaryota; Metazoa; Chordata; Actinopteri; Cichliformes; Cichlidae. The record is from RefSeq and is a predicted model, not a curated record. Bases 1 to 936 code for a protein of 311 amino acids. Gene Ontology annotation, cellular component: membrane. Gene Ontology annotation, molecular function: G protein-coupled receptor activity; odorant binding; olfactory receptor activity. Gene Ontology annotation, biological process: detection of chemical stimulus involved in sensory perception of smell; G protein-coupled receptor signaling pathway. The transcript has a single exon.